Messenger RNA from Cheilinus undulatus (humphead wrasse), 1728 nucleotides. Its product is annotated as nuclear factor 7, brain-like. The record is from RefSeq and is a predicted model, not a curated record. The coding region runs from base 210 to 1601 and encodes 463 amino acids. Gene Ontology annotation, molecular function: protein binding; zinc ion binding. The transcript has a single exon. Lineage: Eukaryota; Metazoa; Chordata; Actinopteri; Labriformes; Labridae.
CCACUUCCACUGAGAGAGGACAGCAGGAGGGAGUACUGGGAGUACUGGUUCUACUGGGAUAACUGGGAAUACUUCCACUUUAACCAGGUACUGAAUCCACCAACUGAAGCAGACUUUAAAAGAACUCAGAACCAAAGAGAGAGGAACUUUCAGGGACGGGGAGUGGCUUCCUGUUUGUCUGCAGCGUCUCCAGCUUCACUCCAGACAAAAUGGCGUCCAAGUUAGAGGAGGAUCUGAGCUGUCCGGUCUGCCUGGACAUCUUUAAAGAUCCCAUCAUGCUGUCCUGCAGCCACAGCUUCUGUAGAGAGUGUGUGGAGAAGAGCUGGAAGGAGAAGGAGGACAAGGAGUGUCCCAUCUGUAAGAGGAGACAGUCGAAGGAAUUAAAUCCUAACUUUGCUUUAAAGAAUCUGUGUGAGACUUUUCUGCAGGAGAGAGAACAGAGAGCUUCAGAGGAUCUCUGCAGUCUGCAUCAGGAGAAGCUCAAACUCUUCUGUCUGGACCAUCAGGAGCUGGUGUGUCUCGUCUGCAGAGAUUCAGAAAAACACACUGAGCACCGAUUCAGACCCAUCGAUGAAGCUGCAGAAGAACACAAGAAGAACCUUGAGGAAACUCUGCAGCCCUUAAAGGAGAAGUUAGAGGCUCUUAAAGAUGUUAAAGUGGAGUUUGAUCUAACAGAAGCUCACAUGGAGGUCCAGGCCCGACACACAGAGAGGCAGAUUAAGGAGCAGUUUCAGAAGCUUCAUCAGUUUCUAGCAGAGGAAGAGGAGGCCAGGCUGCAUGCAGUGAAGGAGGAAGAGGAGCAGAAGAGACAGAGGAUGAAGGAGCAGAUGGAGGCUCUGAGAGUACAGAUAGCAGAUCUUUCACAGACAGUCAGAGCCACAGAGGACCAGCUGACGGCCCAAGACGUCUCCUUCCUGAGAAACUACAAGGCUGCAGUGGAGAGAGUCCAGCAGCGCCCCCUGCUGGAGGAGCCACAGCUGCCCUCAGGAGCUCUGAUAGACCAGGCCAAACACUUGGGCAACCUGGGCUUCAAGAUCUGGACCAAGAUGAAGGACAUGGUCUCUUACACGCCCGUCAUUCUAGACCCAAACACGGCUGGAUUAAAGCUCAUCCUGUCUGAUGAUCUGACCUCUGUGAGAGGAGGAGGAGAGAGUCAGCAGCUUCCUGAUAAUCCAGAAAGGGUUUGUUACUACUACUCUGUCCUGGGCUCUGAGGGCUUUAACUCAGGGACUCACAACUGGGACGUCCAGGUCAGUGACAGUACAAACUGGAUCCUGGGAGUGUUACCAGAGUCUGCUGAGAGGACAGGAGGCAUAUGGUAUAGAAUCUGGGUAGUAGAGUUCUAUGGUGGUGAAUACAGCACACAGUCACCAUCACAUGGAUCCACUGUUCUCUCAGUUCAGACAGAACCAAAGAGGAUCCGAGUGAAUCUGGACUGUAACAGAGGAGAGCUGUCGUUCUGUGAUCCUGAUACUAACACACUCAUACACUCCUUCACACACACUUUCACUGACAGGAUGCUUCCAAUCUUUUAUUAUUGGUCUGACUCCCCACUGCAGAUUCUCCCAGAGAAGAUCUCUGUGAGCGUGGAACCAAACUAAACCAACAUCAUGUUUUCAAAGACAGAGGACUCUGUAAUCCUGGACUUUAACUGUCAUUGAUCCUCAUUGUUCAGACUGAUCUCUAUGUGAUUAUUGAAAGCCACAUCUUAUUGAUAAUCUAUUGGAA